AUGACUGCAUCUGAGAAACAUUACACUAGCCGAUCCAGAAUAUCAAGACCGGUGGACAUUGUUUUUGAAGCAGACGCAUAUGGACAAAUAAUAAAGUCCAACAUUAUCAAUUAUUCUUCAUCUGUGCCAAUAGCGCAACUGUCCAUUUUUGGAUUAUUAGUAAUUGGAACUGUCAAUUUGACAAACAGUUUGACAUUAGUAGCACUUCACACGUCAACACAGAAUGCAGAGGAUACUUUGACAAGAUUUUGGGUGCAAGAAGAAGUGCCAAACAGCGAUAAUCAUCUAUACACGUAUGAUGAGCAGUAUUGUGAGGAUCGUUUAAAAAAAACUCAUUCACGUGACUCAACUGGGAGACACAUUGUCCGGAUUCCACUAAAGACAUCUGUUGAGAUCCUCGGAGAUUCUCAAAACACUGUACAUCGAUAUCUGCAAAGUUUAAUAAGACGAUUCUCAAAGGACGGCAAUUAUUGUCAACACUAUCAACAAUUCAUUACGGAAUAUGAGGAACUUAAGCACAUGAAGAGAGCUUCUUCGGUGUCCCAUCAUCAAACUCACUACUAUCUGCUACAUCACAGCAUACUUGAACCAGAUAGUGCGACCAUAGGGUUAAGAAUUGUGCUCAACGGUUCCAGUGUAUCUACUUCUGGACACUCCAUUAAUAACAUUAUGCACACUGGUGGCAAUUUGAAUCCAGAAAGUUCAGACGUGUUAAUCUGGAUACGCUGA
Molecule: messenger RNA, 729 nt
Organism: Ceratosolen solmsi marchali
Lineage: Eukaryota; Metazoa; Arthropoda; Insecta; Hymenoptera; Agaonidae
Exons: 1
Coding region: 1-729 (242 amino acids)
Source: RefSeq, a predicted model, not a curated record